This is a messenger RNA of Centruroides sculpturatus (bark scorpion), 740 nucleotides long. Its product is annotated as mitotic-spindle organizing protein 2-like. Lineage: Eukaryota; Metazoa; Arthropoda; Arachnida; Scorpiones; Buthidae. The coding region runs from base 181 to 513 and encodes 110 amino acids. The record is from RefSeq and is a predicted model, not a curated record. The transcript is spliced from 3 exons. Gene Ontology annotation, cellular component: spindle; centrosome.
UUGGAAGACAUUAGUAUGAAUUGAGAGAAUUCAUAAAACGUUAAAUGUUAGAUACAUUUCAAUAUAUGUAUUUGAAGAACUUUGAAUAUACAAAAGAAAUAAAUUGUAUAUCUGUUGAAUACAUGAUUUGAAGUCUGAAAAUGUUGUGUAAAAGAUAUGAUUGAAUAAUUUUGAAGCAGAAUGACUGGAGCAAAUCAUUCAUCAUCGUCAAAAACUCACAGUCAUCAAAUGGUACAAAAUAUUUUAAAUUCUAAUGAAUUGGAAUUCUAUGAACUUGCCUGUUCCAGUGGCUUGACAAUGAAUCCACAAGUGUUCAAAAUACUGGUAGAUUUAAUUAGAUUAGACGUUUCACCUUCUGCCAUCUUUACUAUGUUGGAAAAUAUGUCAACACUCUCCACUCUCUCUAAUCAAAGUAAAAGUUCUGGGACUUCACGCACCAGUUCGUCACAGACUCACAAGCAGAAGCGUGAAAUUGGCAAAACCAAAAAAGGAAGCACUAGUCAAGAUGUCUAACAGAUUAAUUAUUUUAAAAUGUGCAGUUAACAAAAAAUAACAAUAACAUUUAUCAUUGCACCACAAAAGCACAGCAAUUGCACUGUCAAGUGCUCAGCAUCAUCUCAAAUUAUUGAAGCAUGGCACUCUAACCUUUCAAAACAAUUCAAUUGUUAUUUUAAAAAAACUGAUUUUAUUUUAUAUGAUAUUUAUAUUCGAGUCUUACUCCUUAUAAUAUUGACUUAUGA